This is a messenger RNA of Labrus bergylta (ballan wrasse), 4566 nucleotides long. NCBI's taxonomy places the organism in Eukaryota, Metazoa, Chordata, Actinopteri, Labriformes, Labridae. The record is from RefSeq and is a predicted model, not a curated record.
GGCAGCAGCUCAGGGAGGCAGCUGUGUGUGCGUCUGCAUCACAAUUGCCACAGGUAAAGACAGCUGUGUCGUCGGAUGUGGCAUCUCUACAGGGGUUAAGGGAGCCUUUGCUGCUGCGGUUGCAAGUUCUCAUCCCAGCGCGAGGGUGCACAUUUCUAAUCAUCUCCAAGAAAGCAUCCUGGAGGGAAAGACGAGCAGAGGAUCCCAGCAACCCGACCAACAAAUCACAGGCUGACUGGAAAGAGAGCAGGCUUUCAGGGACUGAGGAAAAACCAUCACUCAGAAAGAGAGAAGAGAGAACCAGUGGGAUAUUUUUAAACAUUGCCGCCUCCUGGUUGUGUUUUUCCUCUCAUCUCUUGCUUUUUCCUCUUUGCAUUUCAUCGUUUCCAUCCACUCACUGCUUCUAAUCUGGUUUCUCUUCUCAUUUGAUUCCUCUGUGGCGGAAUGUUCCCUGCAAACAGAUGAGAAGAGGCUUUUUGAGUGCUUGCUGCAGUAUUUACGGACAGUACACUGAGACAGCAGGGCGCUGAGCGGACAGCUUGGGGAAAUCUGAUCCACAGCCGGCUGGAGAAGUAGCGGGAUCACGCGUCGCAGUUGCAGAUUUAUCCGCCCUGUGAUACCACUGCGCGACAACACCCCUCAUUCUUUUUCUCCCCCUCUUGCUCUCCCUCACUCCUCAUCCGAAGUGCAGCUUUUUGAAUGGAUUUGGAUAAUUAAUUGGAUUCUACGGAUUUAUUUUUAGCUUUGCUGGAAUUCAGAGCAGGCAUAAAUAAAACAGAGUGGGUUGGAUUGAAAGAGUAAUAAAUGAAAAACAUCCAAAAAGAGGAGCCUGAUUGGAAAGCAAUGGGCAAAAGAGAUCGCAGAUAAUCCAAGGAGUGUGUCCGACAGACGGAAAAUCUUGCUCUUUCACUCAUGAGAGAGAUGGAUUUUGGGAGCUGAGGGACGCUGACUUGGCUACUGGAACAGGCUGCUUUGUGGAACAUCUUCUUUUUUUUUUUGGCUUGGCACAGGGUGGGGUAGCAAGAAGACCAACCCCUCAAGUUUCACUUCCAUGGUUAGACGAUUCUGUCCCAUCGUGGAGGGAGCAUACAUGCAUGUCAAGUAGAAAUAGCAGUGGAUUUUUGCUGCAGUGGCAUCCGAACACUGAUGCCACAGAUCUCUCACAUGCACAGAUGUAAAGCUGUUCCUUCCCACUCAUCUUCCUUCUGUCUCUCUCUUUGUCCCUUUUUCUCCCUGUUGGAAGCAUAACUUCUUCUUGUCCUCUGGCUUACCCUGCUGUGAACGUUCUUUAAAGUUUACUGUUGCUACAGUUGGACAUCAAGAGUUGGGCAAGAUUAAACACGGACUAAUCGGCCGAUUAUCCGUCUACACUGGCUCUUCCAUUUCUCACUGGGUGUCUCUGAGUGUGUGCUUGUGUGUUUGUGACUGUGUGUCUGCAUGCAUCUCUUGCACCCCUCCCCUUCUCUCUUUUCUUGGAUUACCUAUUUGUGUAUGUGCCAUUGAGAGAGAGAGAGAGAUUACUGUGGGGUCCUUUUUUGAAUCCAUUUCUUCAUCUAUACUCUGCCUCUCUUCUCAAUGUCCGGCAUUGUUGGGAACCUUUCCGCCAUUUGCUAUCGAUGCCUAUCACAGGGUUAACUGUCAAUGAGCCAUAAAGGACGGCAGGGAAGAAUGAGCGAGUGUUCUGGGGCAGCUGUUUCCGGGGCAGUGAUCCUGGAGGAACCCGAGGGUUCAGGGGCUUCUGGAGGCCGCGGUGAAGGCCAAGCCCAGGGUCAAGGCCCCCUUCGCUGUGCAGUUUGGCCUCGCCAACAGACAUGGCUGUGUGUGGUCCCCUUACUUAUUGGUUUUAUUGGUCUUGGAUUGAGCCUGAUGUUGCUGAAAUGGAUUGUCGUCGGUACAGUUCGGGAUUACGUGCCAACAGACCUCGUGGAUGCUAAUCGAAUAGGCCAGGAUCCUAUCUUCCUCUCUAAGCCAAGUGGGAUUCCCAAAAGUCCGGAUACUACCACCACCACAACUACUCCUACAGUGGAUGGCGGGAACCCUACACCUAGAACUGUCACUGCUGGCAAAGGUAGAACUCGCUUCACAGCUUCCACCACUACUAUGAACCCAAGAGGAGGCGGUGCCUCGGGUAGCCAAGUAACCCCUCGGAAUCCUGGAAAUCGUAAUGGACGUGGACCUUCGAGUUUUACUACGACCACUGCAGCUCCAAGAACAACCUUCAUAAUUGGAGUGGCAACAUCUAGUCCCUCACCGUCGAAUCCUACUGUACUCCAUGACUCAACACAGAUGUGGACCCCAGAGCAUACUACCACUGAGACAGUCUCCACAACGCUCUCCACGCGUACGCACACCCACCGCAAAACACCAUCUCCAACAGUUCCUCCCCUGCAUUCGGAGCAUUUCAAACCCUGUCAUGAGAAGGACCUGGCUUACUGUCUGAACGGAGGUGAAUGUUUUGUCAUCGAGACGCUCAGUGGACCUCACAAGCACUGCAAGUGUCGAGAAGGCUACCAGGGAAUCCGCUGUGACCAGUUUCUGCCCAAGACGGACUCCAUCCUGUCUGACCCAAUUGAUCACUUGGGCAUCGAGUUUAUGGAGAGCAAAGAGGUGUACAAGAGACAGGUGCUGUCAAUCACCUCCAUCGCCAUGGCAAUCAGCCUCCUGGGAACCCUUUGUAUGGCCCUCUACUGCCGCAACAAGAGGCGCAGAGAAAAGCUCCAGGCCCACUUGAAGGAGAGUCGCACUUUGAAAAACUACUCCGUUAAUUCCCAUAAUGCCUUGGAUGGCAAGAUGAGGGCCCCUAACAGCAACCUGCAAAUGCAUGAGUACUCCAAACGGUCGUCCCAGUCUCGCCCGGGGAAUGUUUGUGAGUCCAGCUUUCCACACUGCAACAUCUCCACCACGCCGUCCAACAGCUCCCGCAUAGCAAAACAUCACAGAAGCGGUUCCUUGUCUCACAUCUCAGAUCAGAGAACCAGGACAGGCCAUUGGUCUGCUCCAAGGAGGACCCCACCCAUUCCCAGGGGAAGGCUAAAUGCAAUUGGAGGAUCCAAGUAUUUGGGCCCUGCCUACCAACAUCUACAGGAAGUAGAUGCAACUGAAAGGGAGGCUGAGGCACAGAGAGGGUUGCAAAUACAGGGAGAGAUCCAACGUGACGACCCUAGACGAGAUUCGUUCCUCUGUAUGCAAGCUCCAGUUUCUUUAGAGACAACUUCGCCAUCGACCUGGAGCGGCCGCCUCGAGAUACGCUCAGGCCUGUGCGCUCCAUCCAAACACAGCGAUUUGACUACCACAAUGCGCAGCCUGCGCAGACCUGGGCGCCGUCACAGUAACUCCCCACCUCCUCCGUUUCGUUCAUGCUCUAUCCCCAUCAUCCCCUCGGUCCAGUGUCACCAUGACAACGAGGUUUCUUGUAUGCAAACCACCACAGACACAACAAUGAUGUCAGUCAACCAUGGAGCCAUGCCCUCCAAGGAUGAGCGAAGAGAAAAGGUAGCACAUGCUACAUUGUCUUCAUCUUCCUGCUCGUCUGCCAUUGGCCAGCAGCAUGAUGAAGUUGCCCUGCUGCUAGAGGAGGCGCAGGAGCAGCUCAGGGCGUUGGCAUUGGCUCACAGGAAGCAGGAAGAAGGCGGGGUAGUCAUUGGCGGUACGUCGACAACCGCACUGGUGGAGGCCAGAGAAACUGUUUGCUUCCUGAAUGUCAACGGAGGAAGUGCCGGGGCGCUUAGCUGUAACGGACUUACGCAGACCCAGUUACUCUGCCCCAGCCUAUCACACAGAGACCUCGGCCAAAGCAGCCAAUGAGAGGACGCGAUUAAGGACGUUCACUUGCGGUUUGAUGGUGUCUGACAGACUCUGGUGUUCUGAAUCUGUGGGGCAGAAAUGGAAGUGCCGAAUUCAAAAAAAUAAUGUAACAUCAAGGAAUUUCUGAAUAUGUGCUGAUAUUAUGCAUACAGUGUGGAUACAAACAAAAAAAACUCUUCUUGAGUGGUCGCCUUUACACCAACUGACAGUAUGGAAAAAUAAAAAAGUAUUUACAUGCAUUUAUUUACAAAGCAAGAUGAACACUUCUACUUAGGCAAAAAGAAACCAAAUAGUCUGUCAAAUCCAUGGUGUUUUUAAUUGUAAAAAGUAUAUAUAAAUAUAUAUAAAUAUAUAUGGAUAUAAAUAUAUGGAAUUCAAAAAGUGACCAAGUACAAAGUUGAAGAACACAGGAAUGAUGUUACUAUUUUUCUUUCUCUCUUUUUUUCCUCCCUGUUUUUUUAUUAACUCACAUUUUUUUUUAAGUUCUUGCUCAGUUCUAAUACAAAGUUGUUGGUUUUUUCAUGAAAGUCCUUCCGCACGUCCAUAAGGCGGGACUUGGAUUCUGUGAACCUGCACAGAAUCCAAAAUGGCCGACCAGGAAGGAGCCACUCUUGUUUCUCCCCUCAUGCCUUUUGAAGAACUGUCGACGCAGCCAAGAAUUACAGCACACCCUUCUGGAUGAGGUUUUACAACACAAAACAAAACAAAACAAAAAACAUUCUCCGGCUCUGUGUGGGCUUGUUUUUGUGUGUGUGUGUGUGU